This is a messenger RNA of Nezara viridula (southern green stink bug), 228 nucleotides long. The record is from the annotation of a GenBank genome assembly. Lineage: Eukaryota; Metazoa; Arthropoda; Insecta; Hemiptera; Pentatomidae.
AUGAGUAGAUUGAUAGCCGCAGCGCCUUCGGUGGAGUUGAUUAAUCCUUCAAAGAGCUGCCAAGAGCCGGAUGGUAAUUGCAGGGGGUUGGCUUUGCAAAAAGCGACGCCCGAGAAGAAAGGAAGAUCACGAACGGCGAGGCUCAUCAGGGACUUUAACGCAGCAUCGGCGGCAAUCAGCCCUGCAACAGUUUACUGCUUGCGGUUCCUCUUCCCACGGUGUCUCUAA